AUGGGACAAGAAUCGUUUAUCUACAGCUUCGUCGCCAGAGGCACUAUGGUUCUCGCAGAGUUCACAUGUAACUUCCCGUCGAUAGCAGCUCAAUGUCUCCAGAAGCUUCCUUCCUCCAGCAACAGCAAGUUCACUUCCUACUGCGAUCACCAUACUUUCAACUUCCUCGUUGAAGAUGGCUUCGGGAUGGCAUUGAUGUUUGAGCUGGUUGUUACACCUGUAGCGCCUCUAAGUCAGCAGGUAAUGGCUGAUUCCAGGAUUCCAUAUGCCAUCAUCUAG
This is a messenger RNA of Eruca vesicaria subsp. sativa (arugula), 279 nucleotides long. Lineage: Eukaryota; Viridiplantae; Streptophyta; Magnoliopsida; Brassicales; Brassicaceae. The record is from the annotation of a GenBank genome assembly.